Molecule: messenger RNA, 2080 nt
Organism: Podarcis lilfordi (Lilford's wall lizard)
Lineage: Eukaryota; Metazoa; Chordata; Lepidosauria; Squamata; Lacertidae
Source: the annotation of a GenBank genome assembly
AUUAUUAUUAUUAUUAUUAUUAUUAUUAUUAUUAUUACCCCCCUCACAGAGCUGCACUUUCCAGAGGAUUGAUGGUUAAACCACCGUGGGAAUUAUAGCUCUAUAAGGCAUCUCCUAACAGCUCUCAGCAUCCUUAACAAACUGCAGUUCCCAGGAUGCUUUAGGGGUAGUCAUGGAAUAAUAAUGCUAUAAAUAUAAGUUGAGGAUGUGGACUAAGUUUGUCAUGAUGCACAACCCCAUAUAUUUUGACAAUGAUAUCACUAAUUGGAAUAUUCUUUCACUUCAGGUCAAAUCUUCAAUGAGCUGGGUAAGGCAGAUGGCUUUUGAUGAGGCAAUGAUUGUUCUGAACUGAAGUAUUGUUUUCUAGUAUGUUAAUUGGGUCUAAAUCACUUUAUUCAAUUCUGGGUUGUUCACUUGUUUCAUAGAUGUUUCUCUGUUCUCUAUGAUUGAUAAAUUUUCUCUUCUGUUUGUAGAGGUUAGAAGAGCUCAGCAAUACGCAGGUAAGGAAACUGUCCUAAUUAGGCUUAAUGUAUGGAUGUGCAUACAUGACUCAAAUGUCAUCACUCAGUGACUUUUCACGUGGUCCUUUUUCAUAUGAAAACAUCACAGUAGCAAUGGAUUAAUUCAAUUUGUGCUUUCAUAGUUUUAAUGAAUUCUGAGGCAAUCAGAAUUCAACAUCGGGGCGGCUAAAACUGUCCUAUCCUUGCUCCAGUUGUAUGAAAGUGCAGAGCUGACAUGGACCAGAGAGGAAUGGAGCUAACAGAUUUCAUUAGGAUUGCACUUUGUAUUUGGCUGUCUGUAUAGGAAAGUCAGCACUGGAGCUCUUUCUCAUGUGUAUUAUUAUUAAUUAAUCUCAAAAGAGCCCAGGGCAGAAAACAGAUCCACAAUGUAAAAUUAAAAACAAAACAAAAACAUUCUGAAACAGGGGAAGGGGUGAUGACGACACCUCUACAGCCAUGUCUUCUUAUUGUACUGAGUUCCUACACAAAUGUGUUGGCAUUUCUAUAUAGACAAACAAAUUCAGUUUCUGUAUCCAAGUUGUGCAGUAACUAUAAUUGGUCAGCUAUGAAAUAAAAUGUGUUUUCUACAGCAGAUUGAAACAUCUACUACUCCUGAACUAAACAUGGUUUCCUUUCUCCCUCUGAUUGCUUCCCUUAUAGUUGCUGUCACUUUGGAUUCAUAUUAUAAACAUCCAGAAAUCAGCAUCAGUGAGGAUAAAGAAAGAGCCAGACUUCAAACUCUCCCCCCAGAGAAAGAAGAAACUGCUAUGGGAACUCGGAUUUUUGUGGGGAAAGAAGGUUAUGCUGCUGGGAAACACUACUGGGAGGUGGAGGUAGGAGAGAGGUUGGACUGGGAGCUGGGGGUGCUGACUCAGGCUGAAAGGGACAAAUUCCGAAAGAAAAAGGUUGCUAAGUCCUUUCAGGAAGGCUGCUGGGCUCUCAAAAGCAGCCAAGGAAAAUUCUUUUCCAGUCCAUGUGAGAAAGAGAUUGAAAAGAAGCAAAAUGUGUCUUAUUCAGUGAUUGGUUUGUUACUGGAUCAAGAAAAAUGGGAAAUCUCAUUUUAUAACUCCAGAGAUGCCUGUUUCCUUAUGGAUUCUAUCCCCAUUAAAUCCAGGGACAAAUUGUACCCAUUUUUAGAUUGUGGCAAUGCUUAAGAAUACAGUGGUCCAAAGUCGUUAAAGAAAAGCAAUGCUUCAGAAAACAGUGGUCCAAAGCCAUCAGAGAAAAGCAAUGCUUCAGAAAACAGUGGUCCAAAGCCAUCAGAGAAAAGCAAUGCUUCAGAAAACAGUGGUCCCAAGUCAUUAAAGAAAAGCAUUUCAAACUUUGUAAAGAAACACUUAUAGAAAAGAAGAGUUCUCAGGGAAGAACUGUUGGCAUGAAAUGCCCAGGCUUCACAAGGAUGGUAAAAUAAUGGAAACAGUACUAGCAUGAUUGAACUGAUGGAUAUUUUGCUUUGCUUUUGCCAUUUCUUUUUCUUUUAUUUGUUUUUAAAAACCACUGCUAUGGAUGUACAUUUACGGCACCAACUCAACCACCAUACUGUAUAUUUUCCUUCAUCUUUGUGUAUGAGCCUUUGUCAU